Neogale vison (American mink) is the source of this 645-nucleotide messenger RNA. RefSeq names its product coiled-coil domain containing 169 (gene CCDC169). The coding region runs from base 1 to 645 and encodes 214 amino acids. The transcript has a single exon. The record is from RefSeq and is a predicted model, not a curated record. Lineage: Eukaryota; Metazoa; Chordata; Mammalia; Carnivora; Mustelidae.
AUGGGGGACGGUAGAGGGGACAACUUUGAAGGUAUGAGCAUUGAUCGCCUUAAACUGGAGUUAUUGGAAGAAAUCCAUAUGAAAGACUUGGUACAGCUCUCAAUACUUGAAAUAAGACACAAGAUAGUGGAACUGGAAGCCAAACUCAAUACUGACAAUGAAGGUGGUGAAUGGAAAACCCGUUAUGAAGCGCAACUUGAACUGAAUGUUCAACUAGAAAAGCAAAUUGUUAUUCUCAAAGAGAAAAUGGAAAAAAUCCGUGGAAAUCCUUCAGAUAGACUAGCUUCUAUUCGUGUCUAUGAGAGAAUGCCAGUGGAAUCCUUAAAUACAUUACUUAAACAGCUAGAAAAAGAAAAAAGGAGUCUUGAAAAUCAAGUGAAAAACUGUGCCCUUAGACUGGAACAAGAGUCAAGAGCUUACCACAAAACCAAUGAUGAACGCCGCGCAUACCUAGCUGAAAUGUCUCACAUCUCUGGCUCACACCGAGUUUCUAAAAGGCAACAGAUGGAUCAACUUCAUAGAAUUAAAGAGAAUCACGUGAAAGCAGGAAGACAUAAUCCAGCUAAUCAGAAGAUAGUAAAUGCCAAGAAAGGACCAGCAAAAAAGAUCACAAAACCAAACCAUCUUCCAAAACUCAAUCCAUGA